AUGACCGAAAAGGAGCAGCACGUUAAACGCUCUGACUGUGGCACAGUGAUAACAGAGCUCUUUAUUGACAGCUCUGCCUCUUUCUCAUUCAACAGCAGGCUUCAGAUGCUUUCAAAGGACAAGGCAGCCAAGUAUAAAAUACAAAAUAAUAAGGCACCUGUACUCUCAAAAUCAAAAGUUGUUAUUUCCCUCUAUAAUUUCUGCUGUUUUGCUGGAUAUCAAUUCUUCAUCCUGAAAGAAGAAAAGGAUAUGAAUGUGAAUAAUAUUGCGAAUCAGUGUAAUUAUAUUCCUAGUUCUGUAUGUAUAGAUGGACAAAAAGGAGAGUUUUGUGCUGAAAGAAAUUAUUCUUUUCGGUCUCCUUCUUAUUAUGAAUCUAUAAUAUCACAUCUUCUUAAUCAGUCACAAGUAAAUAGUGAGCUAGAUCCAAGCUUUCUUCUCCCCUCCUCACAGAAAACUGAACACACAUCUUCUAAGGAAGCCAUUGCCAUGAGUCCACUGCCUGUCUAUGGCUUUAGUAACACAAAUCAAUUCCAUAAUGAACACCUACAAGCUAAGAGGGCUAGAGUGGAAAAUAUUAUCCAGGGAAUGAAUAUCAUGCCAAACCCGAUAGUGUCUGAUACUCUAGAGGAAGAGGAUCAACACAAUUUUGAGAAAGUAAAGGAGAGCUAUAGACAGAACAAGAGGAAGCAGAAACUUCCUCAACAACAAAGUUUGCCAGGAAUUUCCCUGACAAGACCUCAUAGAAGCAGCAUCUCAGCAGAAGAAUUCCUUCAGCUGAAAAAACAGCUCCAUGCUUUGCAACAUCAGCUGAAGCAACUUCGAGAGAGGUUUCUUCAAUGUUAUGAGGAAAAGGACUCUAGUCCAAGCCAAGAAAGUAUAGAGAGAACUAUGGCCUUGUUGAAGAUGUAUGACCCUAAGUUAGAUACCAACAGUCCAGUGUUGUGCUGUGACCAACAUAAAGAUUAUUUAUGGAAAAGCACACCUAAGAUAAGAGGGUUUGUGCUGUCAGAGAAAGAAGAUACAGACAUUCAAAAUUUGGAAGAAACAACACUUUCAGAAAUAUUAAAACAAGAAUUAAUACAGGUAAUGACACAUGCUGUAGACAGAGUUUUGAAAAAGGUCUUGCCUAAAUCAUCAAGCCUUCAAUCCCAAUUGCCCAAUAAUUCCAUAGGGACAGAUCCUGGAGGAAAUACAUCCAGUAAGUGGCUUCCCAAACCUCCAGGCUUUCCUAUACAUCCCAUCCAAUCAAAAAUGGAGAGAAAACCUUGCCAAAUGGCACCAGUGAAUUACCCCUUGAUCUUGGCUUCUGAAGUUCAAGAGCACGGUAUUCUUAGCCAAAUGCUAUUCUGUGGUCAAAAAGGCCAUUGGGACAGUCCUCCUCCAGGAAUGGUAACUCCUGAGUCCUUAGAAGUGCCAUGGCAACCAAUCAAACUGAAAUCAUCAGUCAUGAAACAACAAUAUCCAGCAUCCCAUAAAUCUGAAGUGGAAAGUUUGGCUUCUCUUCCUUCUACAAAUGCAGUGUUUGCUGAAAUGCAUGCCAUGGUGGAUGGAGUGUACUUCUCAGCAAGACAUAUAUCCUUUGAGGAUUAAAUCCAGGAAGCUUUGACCCCUGGCCAUCUGAAAAAGGCUAAACUGAUGUUCUUCUUCUCUCGCUAUCCCACAUCUUCCCUAUUGAAAGCUUAUUUUCUAGAUAUACAGUUCACUCGCUGUAUCACCUCCCAACUCAUCAAGUGGUUUAGCAAUUUCCGUGAAUUUUAUUACAUCCAGAUGGAAAAGUUUGCGAGGCAAGCCGUCUUGGAAGGAAUUACAGAAGUCAAUGAUCUCAUUGUUAUCAGGGACUCUGAGCUCUUCCGGAUCCUUAAUGUCCAUUACAACAAAGGAAAUGAUUUUGAGGUUCCUGAUGGUUUCUUGGAUGUUGCCAGUCUGACCCUUCAGGAGUUCUUUAGUGCUAUCAGAGCAGGGCGGGACUUGGAUCCUUCCUGGAAAAAACCAAUUUACAAAAUAAUUUCCAAACUUGAUAGUGAGAUCCCAGAUGUAUUUAAAUCCUCUAACUGCCCUAAGGAAUUUACCCAAGGUUAAUGUACAAUAAUCAUGGCAGCCAGCAUGUGACUGAAAUGAUUGCACAUUCACUGCUGUGUAAGUUUUGACUACAUACUAACACAGCAAUUGAAAUCUGAAUCAACAGAGAAAGCAUUAUCAGUAUUCUAAUAUUUUAUAAAUAUAUGAAAGGGACAUUUUUGGAAUAUCUGCAGGAACUUUUUCUGCUGUAUCUCUAAAUGGUAAUGUCAGUU
Messenger RNA from Python bivittatus (Burmese python), 2291 nucleotides. NCBI's taxonomy places the organism in Eukaryota, Metazoa, Chordata, Lepidosauria, Squamata, Pythonidae. The record is from RefSeq and is a predicted model, not a curated record.